Messenger RNA from Cucumis sativus (cucumber), 688 nucleotides. Its product is annotated as NADH dehydrogenase [ubiquinone] 1 alpha subcomplex subunit 8-B. Bases 166 to 486 code for a protein of 106 amino acids. Gene Ontology annotation, biological process: mitochondrial electron transport, NADH to ubiquinone. NCBI's taxonomy places the organism in Eukaryota, Viridiplantae, Streptophyta, Magnoliopsida, Cucurbitales, Cucurbitaceae. The transcript is spliced from 3 exons. The record is from RefSeq and is a predicted model, not a curated record.
AUUUGGACCCUAAAAAUAAAAUAAAUUAAAAAGAAAGGGGAAAACUCUUCAGUUCAUCGGCAGCGUGUAAGUUAGCAUUUCUUACCCUAACACUCCACUAUCAAGUCUGCGUUUCUCUCAGAUUCUCACUCUUAGUUUACGGGAUUCGACCUAGUGGAUUCAAAGAUGGCGAGCGCUGUAGAUGCUGCAGGAGAUCCAAUUCCUACAUCGGCGGUGCUAAUGUCCUCCUCAAAGCACAUUGCGAUCAAGUGUCGGUCGGAGAAUGUGGCAUACCUCCAGUGCAAACAGAAGGAUCCCAACCCGGAGAAAUGCCUGGACAAAGGCCAUCAAGUCACUCGAUGCGUCCUCUCCCUGCUUAAAGAUCUUCAUCAAAGGUGCACGAAAGAGAUGGAUGCGUAUGUCGGGUGUAUGUACUACCAUACUAAUGAGUUCGAUUUAUGUCGCAAAGAGCAGGAAGCAUUUGAGAAAGGUUGUCCCUUGGAAUGAUCUUCUUCAUUUAUGUAAACUGUUUCCAAUAAAAUUUUCUUGUUUGCAAAAUGAGCAAGUACUGUUGUUAUUCCCUUUCCCUCUCUGAGUUAACCUUAUUUUCUUUAAACAAUGCGCUCCUUUGUGUAUGUCUCGGAUUGCGAACCCGAUACAUUGUUGCAAACAAAAGAUAAACCAAUCUUUUUGCCAUCCCCUUCUCUGA